Messenger RNA from Sinocyclocheilus grahami, 1276 nucleotides. Its product is annotated as coiled-coil domain-containing protein 173-like. The record is from RefSeq and is a predicted model, not a curated record. Gene Ontology annotation, cellular component: axonemal microtubule. The annotation marks the transcript as partial. The transcript has 8 exons. NCBI's taxonomy places the organism in Eukaryota, Metazoa, Chordata, Actinopteri, Cypriniformes, Cyprinidae.
GAAUGUGAGGGGAAAUAAAAAAGCAGGUAAAAUGUCAACAGCGUCAAUAAGAACAGGCGUCGUUCAGUACGGGCGGAGGAAAGGCUCGAGUAAACAAGCUGUGAGUUCGGAGGUGGAGAAAACCGAAGCAGAUCUUCGUCAAGUAGUAAUUUUAUCCAAAUCGGAAUGGCAGCGCCUGCAGGACAGUGUGAGCGCGGUGGAUCAACGCAACAGGAGUGUGAUUGCAGCGGCCGGCCAGCGGGAGGCGCUGCGCAUGCGCUCUAAAGAGCUCGUCAAACACUGGGCCAACACCAUCGCUGUACGUAACGUCACGCGCUGUCGUUUCUUGAAAUACCAGGCCCAGAUACGAAAGGAGGCCAUUGAGAAAGCAAAAACCCAGCAGUACUACCAGACCGACAGAGUGAAAGGCUUCCAUAGCGCUCUGUUGCUGGCAGAGGUUCUGAAGGAAAGAGAGGCUCAGAUCGAGUUAAAACGCAUGACGCAAAAGGCCAGCAAGGACAUAGACAGAGAUAUCGUGGCUGAAAUGGCUUGCAGAGAAGAACAGGCCCUCCAGCAGGAGCAACAGAAUGCCAUACAGAGGAAACAAGACCAGCUGGCCACCGCUGAGAGCUUGAAACAACAGAUAAAAGAUCAUGAAAUGAAGAAAGAGCAGGAGAGGCAGGAGGUCAAACGUGAGGCUGAAGAAAUUGAGCGACUCAGAGAUCUUCAUCUGUGGGAACAGUCCAUGAAUGAGUGCAAGAAACAGGAAGAGAAGAGAAGCGUGAUGAAGGCACAUCACGAUUAUUUGACCAACAAAGAGCUGAUGAAAGCAACAGAGGCUCAGAGGCAGGAGGAGGAGGAGGAGAAACAGAAGCUGCUCGCCAAACAUAAAGAAAAAAUCAUGAAAAUGAGGAAAGAGAAGCAGGAGGAACUAUUUAGAGAGCUCCAGAGACACAGAGAGACUAUUAUACAGAAGCUAGCAGUACAGAAGCAGCAACAAGUCAGCAAUGAGGAAGAGAUCACUGCGAAAGCGGUCGCUGAACGUGAGGCCAAACAGGUCCGAGAACAGCGUGAGAAAGAAGAAAAACAUGCAGCCAUGUUGAACUCCAUCACUGCACACAGGGAGUCCAUGAGGAAAGAGCAGGAACGAAAGGCAGAGGAAGAGAAACAGAAAGCCCUGGAGAUGCUGAAUGCAAAGAAGGAAGCGGAUAAAAUCUUCAUGGAAAAGCAAGAACUUCAAGCUCAAAAAGCUAGAGAAGAAGGCAAAACACUACAGGACAGCUAUAUACAAAAAAUG